This is a messenger RNA of Brettanomyces bruxellensis, 846 nucleotides long. RefSeq lists its product as uncharacterized. The record is from RefSeq and is a predicted model, not a curated record. The coding region runs from base 1 to 846 and encodes 281 amino acids. The transcript has a single exon. NCBI's taxonomy places the organism in Eukaryota, Fungi, Ascomycota, Pichiomycetes, Pichiales, Pichiaceae.
AUGAAGAGCAAGCGGGUGUAUGAAUUUAAAGUUCUUGCCUCAGAUCUAAAAGCGAAGUCUGGAAGAGCUAUCGAAGCUUUGCGGGGCCAUUCCAAGGUUGACUUAGAUGAUGCUCCAAAUCAGAAGGUGUAUCUUAUCAUAGAAACCAGAUUGCCAACAUCAAAAUCAAAAGAGGUCAUCCCCAGAAUAAUUCCUUUAGCAAGUAGAGUCAGAAAAGUUUCAGACUCGAAAAUUCUAUUGGUUACCAAAGACCCUAUUAGCGUGUACAAGAUUCCGCUUACGAAGAAAGGCUCUGCAACAGAAGAUACCUUUGACAAAAUCAUCCCCUUUAGAAGAUUUAGACAGUUAAUAAUGAACAAAAAAGAGGCCAACAAACUUUAUCAUAAUAAUGACUUCAUAUUCAUAGACCAUCGGUUGAAUAGAUUAAUACAUCCUCUCCUCCAUAACACUGUGUUCGGAAAAACGAGUAAGAAAUAUCCCUUAAUGCUACAAAUGGCAAGACCAUCAGCUGAAGCAAAGUUAGUACAAUCGAAGAAAUCUCAAAAGAUGAAGGAUGAAAGGGUGGAUCCGGAAUAUGUGCAAAAGCAAGUUCAAAUCACUUGUGGCGGUACAACGUUUGUUCCAAGUACUGGUAACUGUCUUUCUGUUGUUAUUGGAGAUAUUAGCAUGACCACAUCUGCUUUAAUUCGGAAUAUUGAUUCGGUUUUGAAUUAUCUUUUAAACUCAAAUUUUAAACCAGUGGGGGGAGUUAUAGAUUUGGGAAUGGAUGGUGUUGUGGGUCUAAAUGUUAAAUUAGCAGAUAGCACCGCAAUUCCCAUUUUUGCUGAAAAUAAGGACAAAUACUGA